Messenger RNA from Rhincodon typus (whale shark), 2379 nucleotides. Its product is annotated as transcriptional protein SWT1-like. Bases 1 to 2379 code for a protein of 792 amino acids. Gene Ontology annotation, cellular component: nucleus. The record is from RefSeq and is a predicted model, not a curated record. The transcript has 8 exons. Lineage: Eukaryota; Metazoa; Chordata; Chondrichthyes; Orectolobiformes; Rhincodontidae.
AUGCAGAUUGGAAAGAAUCAGGAGGAAAAACAUUUGAAGGAAAAGCAUACAGCCAGAUUGGAGAAGUUCAAGGAUGCUCCCAUUCAAGAUCCAGCUUUUUCAGUGGCAACGUCCUCUUCGUAUCCUGAAAAAAUCAAGUCGAAAUCAAAGCGAAAGAAAAAACACAAGAAACAUUCACAUGAAGAAAAUAGCCAAGAAAAGCACCAAACUUCUACAACUACAAAACCUACUUAUUCCUCAGCAGAUAGUACAGGUGAAUUGCCAUGGUGUAAAAUAUGCAAGUCUUCUGAAUUCUGCAGACAUGCACUUAAACGCAAAGCAGUGCCAUCAACUGAGGAAGAAGAUCUUGAGUUGUUGAAGUCAAAAGCAAGUUGCUCUUCAUUUGAAUCCUUACAAACUGGUUUUAAAGACUACAUAAGCAAAGUAUAUUUACAAGAAGCUAAAGGGGCGACUGGAAUACAUGAGAAGGACAGAAGUCAAUGCUGUGCAAUUAAAUCUGUGCAUGGAACAAGCAAACUCACUGUUUCGUGUGAUGAACUGAAACAUAAGGAAAUUGAAACCAAAGAACAGACAAAAUCUUUAACAGAGUUGCAUAAGAAAUUGAAUAAUUCAGAUAUAAAACAAAACUUUAAGGAUUCGUAUGAAGUUCUAAGAAACUUUGAAGAACGAGAUACCUCCAAAAAAAAUUCUGAUAUUUUUGUGAAGUUGCACGAGAAGCCUUGUAGCUCUGGAAAAUCAUUUGAUGUGUGGAAAGUAACCAGCGCACCCCUGAAGCCUGUCAAAAAUACAGGAAAUUCUAGUGAAGGUUCAAAAAUUCCAGAAUCUGUUAUUUGGGAGAAGUGCAAUAAAAUAUCUAAUUGCUUGAGAGAACGCAGAAAAAAAUCUAAAAUAUUGGAACAGGCUGGCAAUGAGUCCAGCACAGUAAGAACGGCAUCUUACUUAGCCAAAAAUUUGGGAAAACCCAAUGAUCAGUUAAAAUCCUCAGGGAUUGAAAAACCGAAUAUAAUUUCUAAGGAUCAAAAAAGCUCUGAAUCGUUUGGUAAGAAUUACAAACAGUCAUUAAGGCCCUGUAAUGAUUCUGAAGGGACCACAUUGGUUCAAGAAAGAAAAGGAGUAUCAGAAUAUCCACAAAAACAUCAGCUUGAAAUCAUGGAUUCAGACUUAACUCAGAAGUCUGGACUCUUUGAAAGAACUGAUGUGACAGUAUUAUCAUCAAAUUCUGAAAAAGUUGAGGAAUUUGAAACUCCAAAACAAACUAAAAAGUUUAAUAGUUUUAAAAUUCUUAAAAAGGCCUAUGCUACUGAUGCCUUGUCACAGCGUAUUUCUCAAAAGUUAUUAACUUCAAGUGCUGCUCAGUCAAAGUGUCAAUCUUCAGACAAUGCAACAAAAUCUGCUUCGAAACAGCAGGAUCAUGUACUGUUUGCACAUCAGCCGGAUUCUCAGAAAUGGAAUUCAUCUACAGCUUUAUCAGAUAAUGUGGAUAUGGAUACUGAUCAAAAGAUGGAGAUAGUAGAAGAGCUGCAAACAGCUAGAUAUGAAAAAGUCUUGGAGGUGGAACUGGGACAGAGCUAUGGAGAGUUGACAAGCAUGGAGAUAGAUCCGCCUCAGGAAAUAAAAGUAUGCUCAACUGAAGCUACUUCGAAGUCCGACAUUCUCCUUGUACUUGAUACCAACAUUUUUAUCAGUCACCUAAACUUUAUUGUGAAUAUAAAGGACCAUGGAGUUGCAGGUGUUGGUUUCCCAAUUAUCGUCAUUCCAUGGGUAGUUCUACAGGAAUUGGAUUCCUUAAAAAAUGGAAGGCUCUCCGGAGGUGUGAAUCGUAAAGCCAUACCCGCUGUACAGUUCAUUUAUUCCUGCUUUAAAAGUCGACAUCCACAUGUAUGGGGGCAGUCCAUGCAACAGGCAGCUCAGAAGUUCUGUGGCUUACGUGAAGAAAACAAUGAUGAUCGUGUGUUGCAGUGUUGUUUACAAUAUCAGCAGUUAUACUCUUCUGCAGAUGUCCUCCUGUGCAGCACCUACGGGCGCAACACCCUGAAACUGGCCUGCAGCUGGGAGACAAAUGCCAUCUGUCUGAACGCGACCCGCGAACAACAAUACCUCCUGCAUGAAUGCCUCAGAAAACAGGUACUACCACAAAGCUUAAAAUAUAAACCACCUAUCAGCAAUUUGCAGGCACGGAGAGCAGCUGCACAGAAUGGUUGCAGAAUGAUAAGGGUUAUGAUCAAUGAUCCCCACAACUGUGUCCACAAAAACAAGCCAGAAAUUGCACGCCAUAAAGGAAAUUUGCAGUCCAACGCAACCAACCAAGAAUGGACAACCACACUGGAACAAGCCAUCACUACACAACAACAAAAGACCAGAAGAAAAGAAUUGCCUUAA